This is a messenger RNA of Acanthoscelides obtectus, 4623 nucleotides long. The record is from the annotation of a GenBank genome assembly. NCBI's taxonomy places the organism in Eukaryota, Metazoa, Arthropoda, Insecta, Coleoptera, Chrysomelidae.
UUUUGAUUUUGACAGAUGGAUGGUCUUUAAGCCCAAGGUCAUGCCACAUUUGUUGUUUUUGCCUUUGUUUUUGACUAUUUAAUAUUUGGAUAUUUUUUCAAUUGAACCCAAAUAAUUCAACACAUCAAUACCACUUUUUCACCAAGCAGAUGUUCCCGAUCGAACGAAUAAACAACCAUUGAUGAUACAACGUCAAUUUGCAUAUUUACAAGUUGAGUGUGUACCAGAGUUUCUAAUCCUAAUCUCUUUAAGGUAAUCCAUUAAAUACGAUGUUUAAAACCGUGGUGAAUCAUCAAUGCUAAUGUAGCGUAAGUAGGCCGUAACUAGAACAAUGUCAAAGGAAAAAGAAUAUGGGGUUUUACUGAACAACAGCGUACUGAAGGAUAUUCAUCGACAGCAAACAAAAACAGCUUUGCUAGGGCAAGUGGUCAUUAUUGAUGAGAAACAUCCACCGAAUGUUGUUCUGAGAUUCUUGAAAGAAGGAGAUACAUGGGAGUCUACACCUUUCGUUUGUCCAGAAGAUAACAUUUUGUAUGUUAGUGCUAAACUUUGGCCAUUCUUUGCUUCUAUUACAUCACCCCAGGAGAGAGUUAAGCUAGCGAAGAAUACAAAGCUGUGUAAAAAGUUGCAAAAUGUUGGGAAGGAUAUGAUUGUUGGUUUUGCUGAUGUUAAAGAUAUUUACCUGGGAAAAGUAAAAUAUAUUGGCAUAGUAAAAGGAAUGGGCUAUUGCUUUGGAAUUGAGCUGCAUGAGAAGAAAAAAGACAACUAUUGCAACGGCUCCUGUGCUGGAAUUCAAUAUUUUGAAUGUGCUCCAGGUUAUGGUGUCUUCACAACAAUAGAAAGAAUCAUUCCACAGAGUUAUGCUAAUGGCCCUCCAUCUCCCCCUUUGAGAACCCCCUCCGAAUUGGACGUGUGUCUAGAGAAAAACUUACAAAGCAUGAUCAACAGUAACAGCUAUGAAAAACCAAAAUAUGAAAACAUCGUUACUAAGUAUGGAGAGUAUUCAAACAAAACUUUGACUUCUACUAAUAAGCCUGUCAGUGGCCUAAGGAAUUCCUUAUCUUUGCAAGACAUCGUGGAGAAUACCAGUGUAAAUACUAACAAUGAUUUUGACCAGAAUACCAUCAUACAGUCUGAUAAGACUCAUUUGACAAAUGAGCAGAGGAAAAUCAAAAAUAAAUCUGAAAUGGACUUGAUUGAGGUGAUUGGUGGCACGUGGUCCGGUUCGACAGAUAGCAAAACGUUAGAAUCAUUUAGUGAUUUGAAAAAAAACCUUGACAAAAACGAUAAUUUAAAGGAAAAAUACUCACAAUCUCAGUAUAAAAGUAACACUUGGAGCAAGAGGAAUAAGAGCGUUAAUCUUCUGUCUCACUUUAUUGACUCCCAUCAUAGUAGUAAUACUCUCAAAAGGACCGCUAAGUUUUACACUGAUUCUGUAGAAAAUGGUGAGGAAGAUGCAAGGAUUCACAGCGUUAAAAAGCCGGAAAAUGUUAAGAAGUUGAACGAGAAGGUGGAUCAACAGCAGAAACCUACGUCGAAGUUUUACGUGCACGAGACCCCGAAGUAUCUAGAACCUCAGCCGGGUACCACUAAGGAACUGGCUAUUGGAAGCUUGGUAGAGAUCUCUAAUGACGUGAGUGAGACGCCACUAUACGGAGUUGUACGGUGGAUGGGAGUGGAACAAGGAACUAAUUUUGUGCUGGUAGGUGUGGAGUUAGAAGAGGAACAGUCUCAUCUGCCUUUAAUGUUGACAGAUGGAGUGCAUAAUGGAGAAAGAUAUUUUAAGUGCUCUGAAAAAAGGGCGCUAUUCGUACCUUUGGACCAAUGCAGUAAGGAUUCAAGGUUUCAGGAUGGAAAUCCUACACCUGUCAGUCAGCCUUCUGCAGCUGAACACAUCAAACCACUUGAAUGCCCUGUGAUACCUGGAGCAGUAGCUCCUCUUUGCAUGCCUACAGAAGAAGAUGUGGAAGCAGUUUGUGGGAAAUUUCGGGGAAUCCAAGGACACCACAACUCGUGUUACUUGGAUGUCACUCUUUUCUCCAUGUUCACCUAUACAGCAGUAUUUGAUAGUUUAUUGUUCCGUCCUAAAAAUAAGAAUGAUAUAGAUGAUUAUGAAGAGGUUCAACGGGUGUUGAAGGAAGAGAUUGUCAACCCCCUCCGCAAAAACCUUUACGUAAGCGCGGAUCACGUAAUGAAACUCCGCAAACUUUUGGACAAGCUCAGUUCUGUAUCCGGCCUAACGUGCGAAGAAAAAGACCCCGAGGAAUUUCUAAAUUCUUUGCUUGCUCAGAUUCUUAAGGCGGAACCGUUUCUCAAGCUGAACUCCGGACAAGAGGCUUUCCACUAUCAGCUGUUUGUGGAAAAAGAUGCGGGUCUCAGUCUUCCUACAGUGCAACAGUUAUUUGAACAGAGCUUCCUCACCAGCAAUAUCAAACUGAAAGAGGUACCAUCUUGUCUUAUCAUUCAUAUGCCAAGGUUUGGGAAGGACUACAAAAUGUAUCCAAGGAUUUUGCCCUCUCAAUUGUUAGAUGUAACAGAUAUUAUAGAAGGAUCUCCAAGGCAGUGUAUUGUUUGCGGAAAGCUAGCAAGGUUUGAAUGCACGGAAUGCUUUGAUGAUUGUAGUAGUGCUGGCCUAGAAAGUACCGCUUUUUGUUUAGAAUGUCUGAAGAUUACUCACAAACACGAGAAGAGGAGGAAUCACCAACCUAUUCAACUAGAGAUCGCCGAUGAUUUUUCGCUGAUGCAAGAUGCCUACCGACCCCCAAGACUGUUCAUGGAAUUAUUUGCUGUUAUAUGUAUAGAAACUUCUCACUAUGUGACGUUCGUUAAAUGCGGCGUAGGUCACGAGGCACCUUGGUGUUUUUUCGACUCUAUGGCGGAUAGAUUAGGCGAAAGGAACGGUUUCAACAUCCCGGAGAUGGUUGCUUGUCCAGACAUUUCCAGCUGGUUGUCAGACGAACAGCUUUGCAGGCGGCUGCACGAGGAAUACCCAAAUGACCGGUACUUACCUGAACACGCGAGGAGGCUAUUGUGCGACGCGUAUAUUUGCAUGUACCAAAGUCCAGAUGUCAUGAUGUACAGAUAAGCGCUGGUUACUCUACAUGUUUACGUAUUUUUUCUCCGGAGUAGCAUUUUGCCCACGAGCUCUUCAAGAAUGCCACGAAGAAAACUACUUGAAGCCAUCGAUAUAUAGAUAUAGACACUGGCCAAGGAAGCAACGUCGCACAUAAUCACCAAAACUACCACAACUUUUAAUCAGAUGCCUUUUUGUUAUAAUUUUGCACUGUUGGCGAUAGUGAGACUUUUUUAUCUCUUUAUGGAAAACAAAUAUGGAGUAUGUCAUUGAAUUUAAGUGUUGUCUCCUUUUUUGAGCUGAAGUAUCGUGGAAAAUAUACGUGUAGGUAUGAUCACGUUCUAUCUUCAUCGGCAACAGAAAUUCAAUCGUAUCGGUUAAUUUCUUUCGCGGGAGGUUUGUAAUCGAUUCUCUACUAUUUUCACAUUUCUACUUCAAUUUUUUACAAUACGCUAGUAAAAAAACGAGUAUGAUCUGCUUCAUCCUUAAAAAACGGACUCAAGCAAUCUAUUUCAGUUGUUUUUUUUUAUAAUAGAACACGGGUAUCAUAUACACUGAAAACCAAAUUUCUCUGACGGCUUGAGUUCACUGUGUAGGCAAGAGACGUGUGUAUAGACAGUUAUUGCUGUUUCUCAAGAAUAGUGACACUAUUCAAAAAAAGCUUUUUUCAGGGGAGGCAUUAUUAAUAUUUGUUGCAGAACAAUUUCGGGUAUCUGAAGAUAAAGUUAAUAAUUUGGAUUUAGAAAAAUUAUCAAUUAAAUGACGUUCAUUGGACUUUCCGAUUUAUUGAAUAAAAGAUCAGUAUGUUUUCAAAAAUAUCCCAUUUUAUUACUUUGUUUUGCAACUUUACAGAAAUUCCUGCCAUUAUUCCUUAAAAAAAGUAAUGCAUUUCUGAAAAUAUACAUAUGACAAAUAAUUCGUGGUUCCAGAACAAAGAGGGAAAAAUUAUUUUAGUAUUACUACUAGUGAUACACAACUAACAUUUUAAAGGCUACGUGGAGGUAAGUACAGAAAAAAAAACAAGUGCAAUACAAAAAUGGGCCACAAAUUAUAUUGUAAAAAUCCGGUAUGGGGGUAUUAUAUUUUUUUUUACUAAAUUAAGUAAGGCGCUUUUCUUUUUCUCGGAAAUGGGAAUAUUACGUUUGUAUGCUUUAUCCAGAGUAACUCUAGGACCUGUUUUUUUGAUUCGUUUUUCUUAGAUCUUCUAUGAGAUUUUUUAUCUACCUCAACUUUACGAAAAUCAGUCUCACUGCAUGAGUUUUUCUAGAAGAAUUCUACCCUUAUUAUUUUAACAUCGGAUAGUUUAAAUGACUCAUUUUCCGGAUUUUUAUUUUGUUUGUUUGUUGAAGAUUUAUUUAGCAUUAAUGCUACAAUGUCAAUUUUGUAUAAUGAUUCGGUUACAUAUUUUAAGUGAUUUUUUAAUUUUACCUUAAAUAUUUUUAAAUUCGAACUGUGUUUAAUAUCAUUAUUCAAUUUAUUAAAUUCAAAUACUCCAUUUUGAAAUAUAGAUUUACAAGUUAUGCUACUAUUACAAUUUUGCAGAUGAAAAU